UUAUAUUGUUAAAAAUAGUUAAUAUUUCUUGAAUACAUAUGUUAUACGCGUCUUUUGUUACUUCGCAAUCAUUUCUUUACGUUUCACGAUACAACGAGCCGCAUUUGGAUUGUCCAACAUUUCGUAAGAGUAUUUAAAAAUAAAUAUACGCGUCUAACGAUACCACUUCUUUUCCAAGUUCUGUAAGUUUAGUAUCUAUACAUGAUGCGAAGUACGUGGAGAGAUAGAGAUCGGGACUUCAAAAAACAUCUUCCUGAUGGAGAAACUACACAACAGCACUUAGCAGACUCUUUACAUUCAACACAAACUGUUACUCAACCAAUAACAGAGUUUGAUCCAUAUGCAGAAGAUGAUAUUGAUUGUGAUGAAGUAUAUCCAGCAAUCUAUAUUGGUGAUGCUGCUACAGCUAAAAAUAUAGUAUAUCUUAAAAGGUUGGGUAUAACACAUUUACUAAAUGCUGCACAAGGAAAAAAGUUUGGGUUUGUAAAUACUGAUGAGAGGUACUAUAGUAAUACAGCAAUAAAGUACCUUGGAUUACCUCUUGCUGAUUUAUGUACUACAGAUAUUAGCAAAUACUUUUAUACUGCUGCAACUUUUAUUGAUGAAGCUGUUUCCACAGGAGGAAAAGUAUUCGUUCAUUGUAUGUUAGGCAUUUCUCGUAGUGCAACAUGUGUGUUAGCAUACUUAAUGAUAAAAAAAGAAAUGCUAGCUGUCGAUGCGAUCCGAGCAGUUCGUAAAAAUCGUUUUAUUGAACCAAAUAGAGGCUUUCUUCACCAAUUAGCGCAACUAGAUAAUCACUUACGAAGACAACGUUUGUAAUCAAAUAAUACUGAUAAAACAUUGUAUGAGUGUAUAAUUUUAUAGAUCUGUAUUGUACAUACAUAAAUAUUUGCAUAAAAAAAAAAAAAAAAAAAAA
This is a messenger RNA of Osmia lignaria (orchard mason bee), 916 nucleotides long. Its product is annotated as dual specificity protein phosphatase 3. Gene Ontology annotation, molecular function: MAP kinase phosphatase activity; protein tyrosine/serine/threonine phosphatase activity. Gene Ontology annotation, biological process: protein dephosphorylation; negative regulation of MAPK cascade. Gene Ontology annotation, cellular component: cytoplasm. NCBI's taxonomy places the organism in Eukaryota, Metazoa, Arthropoda, Insecta, Hymenoptera, Megachilidae. The record is from RefSeq and is a predicted model, not a curated record.